Molecule: messenger RNA, 1386 nt
Organism: Diaporthe citri
Lineage: Eukaryota; Fungi; Ascomycota; Sordariomycetes; Diaporthales; Diaporthaceae
Exons: 2
Coding region: 1-1386 (461 amino acids)
Cellular component (GO): endoplasmic reticulum
Molecular function (GO): heme binding; oxidoreductase activity
Source: RefSeq, a predicted model, not a curated record
AUGUCUGCAGACACAGAAUACACGGCCAAGGAGGUCGCAGCCCAUCGGGAGAAGGACGAUGCCUGGAUGGUCAUUAAUGGCGAGGUCUAUGACCUCACCAAAUAUCUGGAAGAGCAUCCGGGAGGCUCCGAAAUUCUGAUUGAAGCCGCCGGCACAGACGCAACUGAGGCCUUCGACAACGCCGGCCACUCUGAAGACGCAUUCGAGAUCAUGGCGGACUUCCGCGUUGGCAAGCUAAAGGGCGCCGGCAAGGCAUCAGCACCCAAGCCCGUCCGUGUGACGCUCCAGACACCGCCAGCUUCAAAAAAGUCGGGCAGCAGCGCAUCGACAGCAGUCGGCGGCGCGGUCGUGUCCCUUGGUGCUCUGGCCGGUGCCACACUCGGCCUGCGGAGGAUGGACCUGUCAGCACUGUCAAGUCUCCUCAAGCUCAGACAGAUCGAGGGCCCAAGAAGCGGGGGCGGCCUUGGUUUUGUCGAAGGCUUCAUCAUCGCGUCGGCACUUGCGCUCGUCGCGGGAGGGGUCGCAGUCAGGAGGUUCUCUCAGCUGCUCGACAUGGAGGCUGGCGCGCUCCACCACGCACCACACAAGAAGAUGCCAAGGGUAGCAAAGGCGGACCCAUUAUCGCAGCGCGGCUUCCUGGACCCACAAACGUACUACCCUCUGCCUCUGAUCGAGAAGGAGCUCGUCACACCAAACGUCUACAGACUUGUCUUUGAGCUGCCAACUCCCGACACCGUCCUGGGCUUGCCCAUCGGCCAGCACGUGGCCAUCAAGACAACAAUAGACGGCGCAACCGUCCAGCGGUCCUAUACACCCGUGUCUAAUAACUUAGAUAGGGGCAUCUUGGAGCUUGUUAUCAAGGUGUACGACGACGGGCAGCUGACCGGGAAGUACCUGAAGCACCUGUCCCUCGGCGACGAGGUCAUGUUCCGCGGGCCCAAGGGCGCCAUGCGGUACAAGAGGGGCCUGUGCAAGAAGAUCGGCAUGCUGGCAGGAGGCACCGGCAUAACGCCCAUGUACCAGCUGAUCCGCGCCAUCUGCGAGGACGAGAGGGACACCACCGAGGUCAGCCUGAUAUACGCCAACCGGACCGAGGACGACAUCCUGCUGCGCAAGGACCUCGAGUCCUUUGCCAGGCGGUACCCCAAGAACUUCAAGAUGUUCUACCUGCUCGACCAGCCCCCCGAGAACUGGGCGUACGGCACGGGGUACGUGACGAAGGAGCUCAUGGCGGAUAAGUUCCCCGAUCCCAAGGAGGAUGGCUCCAGGGUCAUGCUGUGUGGGCCGCCUGGGAUGGUCAACGCCGCGAAGAAGGGAUUGGUGGAUUUGGGAUACGAAAAGCCAGGGGCGUCAUCCAAGAUCACGGACCAGGUCUUCUGCUUCUAG